AUGGUGUUGCUUGCUCGUUGUGAAGGACGCUGCAGUCAAACGUCUCGUUCUGACCCUCUGGUCUCCUUCAGCACUGUUUUAAAGCAGCCCUUUCGUUCCACAUGCUAUUGCUGCAGACCUCAGACUUCCAAGUUAAAAGCCAUCCGUCUGCGCUGUUCUGGAGGCCUUCGUCUUACAGCUACAUACCGCUAUAUUCUUUCUUGUCACUGCGAGGAAUGCAAUUCUUAG
Staurois parvus is the source of this 228-nucleotide messenger RNA. The record is from the annotation of a GenBank genome assembly. Lineage: Eukaryota; Metazoa; Chordata; Amphibia; Anura; Ranidae.